AUAAAGAAAAUACUGGAGAUUACGAUUUAAUUUGAUGUUUAUCGCUGAUGUUAAUCUUAAACCGCUGAAGCAAAUUCAAUAUUUUAAGUAAAGCAGACAAUUGGUACAUAACUAAAAAAUGGCUUUAAGACUUUCAAGAGGUUUUCUAAAUUUAAAGGUUCUUCGGAAUGGACCACUUUUAACACGUUAUAUUUCAAAUAUUAAGGGAUUUGAUAAAGAUGAACUUCUAAAAUGUAUAGCUGAAUUAGUAAGAAUUGAUCAGAGUUGGAUUCCUGAUGCAGAAAAUUCAUCGUUAUACAUCAGACCAACAAUGAUAAGUACUGAGUCGACUCUUGGAGUUAAAUCACCUUCAAGUGCUAUGCUUUUUGUUAUAACUGGACCUGUUGGACCAUAUUUCUCAACUGGUAUUUUUAAGCCAAUAUCAUUACUUGCAGAUCCUAAUUUUGUUAGGUCAUGGCCUGGAGGAAUAGGUGACAAAAAAGCAGGAGGUAACUACGGACCCACCAUUUAUCCUCAGCAUAUAGCUGAAUCAAAAGGAUGUGCACAAUGCCUCUGGUUAUAUAAUGAUCAAGUAACUGAGGUUGGUACAAUGAACAUAUUUAUGUAUUGGAUAAAUGAACAAGGAGAAGAUGAGCUUAUUACAGCACCAUUGACAGGUUUGAUUUUACCUGGUGUGACAAGGAAAUCACUUUUAGAGCUUGCACGAGAAUGGAAUGAAUUCAAAGUUUCUGAAAAAACUUAUACAAUACACCAAAUGAUUAAAGCUUCAAAAGAAGGGAGGAUCAAGGAGGUAUUUGGAGCUGGUACUGGCUGUGUUGUUUUGCCUAUUGAAAAGAUCUUGUUUAAUGAUGAGUUUGUAAGAGUGGAUACUUCAAAUGGUUUUCCUUUAACUAAAAGACUUUUCAAAGAACUCACAGAUAUUCAGUACGGUCGUAAGUCACAUCAUUGGAGCUACCUAGUGAGUAGUAAUGAAACACGUGAUCUGAUGAAAAAAAAGCAGAAGAUCGCUUUUUAAAGCGAUAUUUAUUAUGUAUUUAAUAUUUAAGUGUCUGUAAAUUAUUCAAUUCAGUUGAUCCUAUAUUUAAAUGCGAUAAUUAAAUUAAACCAGUUUUUGUAAUAAUUUAAAAAGCAAUAUAUUUCGACUUGUUUAAGCUU
Molecule: messenger RNA, 1155 nt
Organism: Hydra vulgaris (swiftwater hydra)
Lineage: Eukaryota; Metazoa; Cnidaria; Hydrozoa; Anthoathecata; Hydridae
Source: RefSeq, a predicted model, not a curated record